Felis catus (domestic cat) is the source of this 8636-nucleotide messenger RNA. It is a transcript of the gene MID1, whose product is annotated as midline 1. The transcript has 10 exons. Lineage: Eukaryota; Metazoa; Chordata; Mammalia; Carnivora; Felidae. The record is from RefSeq and is a predicted model, not a curated record. Bases 3175 to 5178 code for a protein of 667 amino acids. Gene Ontology annotation, molecular function: protein binding; zinc ion binding.
AUUCUUGUGUUAUGAGAAAUCCAGGGCAACGUGAGAGUUUCACAUUCCAUAACAUGGAUGUACACAGCCUUUCCUGGAAGAUCGUUAGCUCUGUGAUGGUGCAGGCGUGCCCAACUUGCUUGUGGCUGUAUUCCCAGGACCUAGAAGAACUCCUGGACCAUGUGAAGCAUCAAUAAAUGUAUUGGGAAUGAUUGAAAAAAAAACAAAAAACAAACCCAGUAGGUACUUGCGGUAAUCUGUGAGGUGCGUGGCCAUCUUUAUUUUCCCUCAAGAGGUGAAACGUCAAAACGUUAUAAGUAACUUACCAAAGGUCACACAACCAAGACAUGGAACCAGAAUGGAAGCACCUUCUGACUCCAAGGCACCUGCUCUUCCUUGGGUUAGCGUGGUACACCCAGGGUGCCGUAGAAAUAGCAAGCGUCCUGCAGUCUGACGGACUGAGAUUCGAAUUACCGCCCAACUACUCAUUAGUUGUAUGUCAUUGGGAGGUUCUAAAAUCUAUCCCCUGAUGUUUUCCUUAAACCACUAUGAUAUUUUCUCCCCUUCGAGUAGGUCUUACAUUUUAUUUAGUUUCCCAUAAGUGCUAUUUUGGGGGCACGGUGUAAUUAUUCCGCCGUAAGGACUCCCUCUUUGGGGGCCUCUAUGGUUAGGCUGAAUUCAUGCUGUGUCAGUGAGCCAGCCUUUCCCAAACCAUUUCUUGAGGCGUCCAAAAUGGAUUUAGCAGAGGGUUAUAUUCCUUCUUUGAAAUCUGCUACUUUGAGAUCCAAAUUUCAUUUUGACCUUCCAAUUCAGUAAUUAUAGCCUAAGAUAUUUUAUGUUUAAAACCUAAAUGAGUGUUUGCUUAGAAUUGUAAGAACAAAUUUGGAGGCCAGAUUAAGGCACUUAAAGGUUUAGCCUGCCCUGGGAAAAAAAAAAAAAUGCAUUCUUUGUCUUGCAUCAACAUGUUAAUAAAGUCUAACGUUCCUGCAUAAACAGAACUUGCUUCAGCGGGAAUUAUGAGAACAUAAAGGGUGCACGAUCAUAAAUGGACUCUAGUAGUGUAAGCCAUUUACGUGGCAUGGAACAGAGAGUUUUACUUAAGAUUAAUGAGAACCCAAUAAGUAGAAAACACUAAUAUUCGUUCCUGUGGGGGAGUCGAGAUGAGUCCUAACUUGAUGCAGUGGAAACGUGUGUACCGUGAACAGAAAAAAUGUGUGCAAUAUUUGCAGUUAUAUCUUCAUAACAUUUUAUAACCCGAAUUCGUCUUCAAUAAAAAUAUACUUCCUAUCUCAUUUUAUGAUCUUUCUGGAGUCAUUUAAAGGCAGUCGUUUUAGCAGUAAGUUAUGACUAGAGAAAGAGCAUUUUAAUCCGUUUGUAUAUUGCAUUUAAACUCUCCGGGCGUACGAUUAUUAAAAAUUAGAUUUGAACGUGGAAAGCUGCCAUUUUAAUGUUCUUCUGUCCCUUCAAGUUGGUUCUAUUUUUGGAAAUUCUCUGGAAGUUCAAAUCUAGACGAUCUGGGACCGGGGGCCUGCCACAGGCUGGUCAUGAGACUCGAGAGCGAUCGCUUGAUCUCUGCGCUCCUGUGGAGAUGAGAAGAAACACCGUGUGGAGCAUCUUCGCCCCGCCGAAAAUGCUGUUCAGAGAUUAGUCCCCCGGCCUGACAGUGCGACUUUUGCGCUUCACCGCUCUCCACAGAAGCUCACAAUCUUCAAGAGUUGAUCUGAGCCAACGUGGAUCGGAGUGAGGCGGCGCCAGGAGCGCCCCCAGCAGAAGCUCUCCGCAGUUGGUUUGUGCCGGUGCUGGCUUAGGUGCUGUGUAAACAUCCUCCCCCCUUUCCCGAGCAGAGGCCUAAGACGCAGCGCCGAGCUGUUUUUACUAAGACGGACGCUCCACGAAGAGGGGACACCCAGUGGAUGAAAUACAGAUGAUUCAUCUGAAGAGAGGUUUUCUUUAGCAGGCAGUCUCCACCUCCAACACCCGGCCGGGCGCUGCGGAGUCUCGAGUCUCUACUGAGUCACAGGAAGACUCGCCGCCGAAUUGGUUAGACUUACACGGAAUUAUUACUGGACUUGGCGGUGGAUAAACAUAAGGGGGGAAGAGCCAGUUAUUAGACAAUUGCUCUGUCACACGCUUGCAUUUAAAAGCUACAGUUCGAGCCCAGAGUCGGGCCUUCCAGGAGUUCUCUUAAAGGUGGAUUGUCUUAUCCUCUUAAGUCCAGGAAGCUGUUGAAAAUGUUUUUCCGUGCAAUUAUGCAAAUUCACAUGCCUUAGAUUUCCUUCCUGAAACCAUCAAAUAACACGUCACUCUGUGGGCUCGGGAGGGUUAUUACGGCGAAUAAAUAGAUGUCAUUACGUGUCGUUUCGCCCAUCAGAAAAUACAGUAGCAAUUACUGCCUUGUCAAGGGAGUACACUCCAAAUGAUCCAAAUGCAUUAUCUACUGAGGGCCCCGGGAAAGUUGAAUAACGAGGAGCUCCCCCGCUCACGUAAGGCAUUUGAGCCUUAUUUGCUGGACGUGUAGUCACGCUCUCGUCCUAGCACAUCUCCCGUUUGCGUCCUUGAAAACCAUUUCAAGACGAGUUCACCUGGGUGUAAAAACCUAGAAGGCAAGUGAUACCAUCCCGUCCUGUGGUUUUGCCCCUGCCAGUGCCUUCGGACUCUAUGAGGUCGGUCCCAGGUCCCGAUAUAAAAUACGAGCUGUUGACUCACAGUUCUCCCAGAAGGGCCAAUUUCACAGACCGCCAGGAUCAAGAUGAUUUUAAUUAAAUCGCACAAAUCCCUUUGUGCUGCAAGCAGAGCCCGGGCAGGCUGGCGGACUCUGAGCCGUUCUGGCAUGCAUAGAGUUAACCAGGUUACCGGGAUUCCUAGUUAACUUCUUUCACCAGGAAUGCAAUUCAUGUUUACCUAUAUAAGGAAACCUGUUAGGCUGACCUGAGUUUGGCAGAUUUUUGCGCUGACGGGGAGGCGUGUAAGCACACAGCCUGGAAAGGGGAGUGAUUCGGAGCUGGACAGAGCAAGCUUCCUGAACGCCCCGGCCAUUCAGCUGUUCCGAGGCAGCCUGCUCGGAGGACCCACAGGUUUGUCUCUUCCAGAUCACAGCUGAGGAACAGAAACCCCCGUCCUGGGAAAGAUGGGGAAGCCGAUAACUGAUCAGCUUCCUUGGAUUUUGCUGAUGACCCAGGAGAGCUUUGCCUGAAGAUGGAAACACUGGAGUCGGAGCUGACCUGCCCUAUUUGUCUGGAGCUCUUUGAGGACCCUCUCCUGCUGCCCUGCGCACACAGCCUCUGCUUCAACUGUGCCCACCGCAUCCUGGUGUCGCACUGUGCCACCAACGAGUCCGUGGAGUCCAUCACCGCCUUCCAGUGCCCCACCUGCCGACAUGUCAUCACGCUCAGCCAGCGCGGUCUAGACGGACUCAAGCGCAACGUCACCCUGCAGAACAUCAUCGACAGGUUCCAGAAAGCGUCCGUGAGCGGGCCCAAUUCCCCCAGCGAGACCCGCCGGGAGCGGGCGUUCGACGCCAACACCAUGACCUCCGCCGAGAAAGUCCUCUGCCAGUUCUGUGACCAGGACCCUGCCCAGGACGCUGUGAAGACCUGUGUCACUUGCGAAGUGUCCUACUGUGAUGAGUGCCUGAAAGCCACUCACCCAAACAAGAAGCCCUUUACAGGGCAUCGUCUGAUUGAGCCAAUUCCGGACUCGCACAUCCGGGGGCUGAUGUGCCUGGAGCACGAGGAUGAGAAGGUGAAUAUGUACUGUGUGACCGAUGACCAGUUAAUCUGUGCCUUGUGUAAACUGGUUGGGCGGCACCGAGAUCAUCAGGUGGCAGCUUUGAGUGAACGCUAUGACAAGUUGAAGCAAAACUUAGAGAGUAACCUCACCAACCUUAUUAAGAGGAACACGGAACUGGAGACCCUCUUGGCUAAACUCAUCCAAACCUGCCAGCACGUGGAGGUCAAUGCGUCACGUCAAGAAGCCAAAUUGAUGGAGGAGUGUGAUCUUCUCAUUGAGAUCAUUCAACAAAGACGGCAAAUUAUUGGAACCAAGAUCAAAGAAGGGAAGGUGAUGAGGCUCCGCAAACUGGCUCAGCAGAUUGCAAACUGCAAGCAGUGCAUUGAGCGGUCGGCAUCACUUAUCUCCCAAGCGGAACACUCUCUGAAGGAGAACGAUCAUGCGCGCUUCCUACAGACGGCGAAGAAUAUCACUGAGAGAGUCUCCAUGGCAACUGCAUCAUCCCAGGUCCUAAUUCCUGAAAUCAACCUCAAUGAUACCUUUGACACCUUUGCCUUAGAUUUUUCCCGAGAGAAGAAGUUGCUAGAAUGUCUGGAUUACCUUACAGCUCCCAACCCUCCCACAAUUAGAGAAGAGCUCUGCACAGCUUCCUAUGACACCAUCACCGUUCACUGGACAUCCGAUGAUGAAUUCAGUGUGGUCUCCUAUGAGCUCCAAUACACCAUAUUCACCGGACAAGCCAAUGUCGUUAGUCUGUGUAACUCUGCCGACAGCUGGAUGAUCGUGCCCAACAUCAAGCAGAACCACUACACCGUUCACGGUCUGCAGAGCGGCACCAAGUACAUCUUCAUCGUCAAGGCCAUCAACCAGGCGGGCAGCCGCAGCAGCGAGCCUGGGAAAUUGAAGACAAACAGCCAACCAUUUAAACUGGACCCCAAAUCUGCACAUCGGAAGCUGAAGGUGUCCCACGAUAACUUGACAGUAGAACGUGAUGAGUCAUCAUCCAAAAAGAGUCACACGCCUGAACGCUUCACCAGCCAAGGGAGCUAUGGUGUCGCUGGAAACGUGUUCAUUGAUAGCGGUCGGCAUUACUGGGAGGUGGUCAUAAGUGGAAGCACAUGGUAUGCCAUCGGCCUUGCUUACAAAUCGGCCCCAAAGCACGAGUGGAUCGGCAAGAACUCUGCUUCCUGGGCGCUGUGUCGCUGUCACAAUAACUGGGUGGUGAGACACAACAGCAAGGAAACCCCCAUCGAGCCAGCCCCCCAUCUCCGGCGCGUCGGCAUCCUGCUGGACUAUGAUAACGGUUCCAUCGCUUUCUACGAUGCUUUGAACUCCAUCCACCUCUACACCUUCGACAUCACAUUCUCGCAGCCUGUGUGCCCCACCUUCACGCUGUGGAACAAGUGUUUGACCAUUAUAACUGGCCUUCCGAUCCCAGACCAUCUGGACUGCACAGAGCAGCUGCCGUGAGCACUGGGCCAUGUGGAGCCGAUUUCUGGGGGAUUAAAAAGGGCCGUGGCCACCAUUUCAGGGACCGAGAAAGCAUAGGCUUCCAGAGUGUGAUUAAAUCUCGCCAAAAAGUGUCCAGAAAUCGGCUAGGAUAGGACUCAAAGUAGGCGAUUCUCCCCCUUUGCUGUCUUUUGUAUUAAGUACACGCUUUAAUAAUUUCUUCAAUUUUUUUUGUAUCUACAGGAAAAAUUAUAGAUUAUUUAUAAAAGAAACAUAACCAGAAUUCCAACUCUUAGAAAGUAUUUGGUUUUGCACAAUUAAGAGGCCCAGAAGCGUACGGGCUCUUCACAACAGCCUUCGUCUUGUCACGCUCUGUGGGCUGGAGGAAAAACUCUUGUAGUUUUGUGUGCUUAUCCACCUUCUCACAUCCUCACAUCUCACACCGAUCCCCUUGUAGGUCCUGUCGCCCUGACAGUGCAUAAUAGAAUAUGCAAGUAUCUUAAAAAUAAAACAUAGCUUUGAACCUAGUAGGGCAGUAAACGGGCUUUCUUACUGUGGUUUAUUUCGAGGUGUUUUCACUGUGAUGUCAAAAACUUACUGGCUCACCCGGAACGGAGAGCAAAAGAGAGAAUUGAAUGAAUUGACUCUGGAGCUUGGACUCCACCAUGGCCCAGUCUUUAAUCACCCUCCAAUGGCUGGUGGGUAAUGUUGGAAAGAAAGGUUGUGAAGCCUUUGGCCAUGUGUGACCUUACCUUUCCCAGGAUUCAGGAUUCUGGGAGAACAUUAAGAAUUGAGAUUGCAAUGGAGAAUAGUCUCUUUGAAUCCUACUGAUUUUUUAAAACGUCUGAGGCUGAUUUGUCUUUGAUCAGAAGUAGGGUUCGGUUUCAUGACAUAAGUCUAUUUCGUUCUUCCUUUUAGUAGUGUCUUUAGGCCUGUGACAUUGCUUUACUACAUUUAAUAGCUGUCCUAUCUCCCUCUCCCCCAAAUCAUUUUUCUUCGCUUGCUGGGGCUGAGGGAAUAAACACUUUCUGUUACAAAUGGCAGCACCACUCUGGAUUGACUUUGCUCUCCAGGACAUCAACACAUGGCCCUGACUGUCUCUACCACAUCCAAAUAUAACUCACCCGAAAAACACUUAAUAUUUAUGAGUUGGUAAUGACAAGGGACGUUGUGUAAAGUACUAUUUACUGGUACACGUGCCUCGAAAGUUAUAAAAGGACUUUUAUUAAACACAUCUUGAAAGAUGUAGAGGACCCUCUGUGUUCUAGUAUAGUUUACGAUAGAGUUGUGAAACAAAAAAACAAAACAAAACAAAAAAACAAAAAACAAAAAACACGCAAAAAAAAUCAAACUAUUGCUGCGCUGGAACCUGCUAAUAGAACCAGCUAAUAAGCUGUCAGGUGGGAUUCUGGGCAUGCUGAUCCGGUAAGAUGGAACGGUCCGUGAAGUAAGGCUUUCUUAAGCAGGCCUUGGACCCGGACCAGGAAUCUGGCAUUGGUUCUAUCUUGACGAAGGGCAUGAUACCUGUAAGUCUUUCAUUUGCUAAUGUAUUGAUCUGAACUACUGGGUUGGCCAUUUUGACUGAACAGACUGAUGAAUUUAAGCAUUGCUUCUUAGCAAUUUCGUUGUUAACCAAAUCAACCAAUUGCCUCCCUGAAAUCCGUCCACAGACCCACUGUUUUCAGCCUCACGUCAUGUGACUGCGAGCCCGGACCCCGUGGGCCACGUCAUGGGUGUUUCUGUCCCCUUCACUGGCAGACACUCUCCUUUUUCGUAACAGAUAGAGUUUAUAUAUUUACUAUAUUAUUUAUACCCAGAUGAAUAUUUUGAUAGCUACUUAGGACAAUUUCACAUCUAACAGAUGGACACCUCAAUGGAAAAAAAUUAAUCAUUCUCUGGAAACGAUGUUUUUGGGUUUUUUUUUACGACCUAAAACAAUGUGUAUUUGCCUUCCUGGACAAACUGAAAGGGUUGUAAUUUUGACAUACUGUUUUGGUAGCUGGAUAAUGGAUAUUUUAAUGCACUUUGUACACCAACAGGUUUUAAAUAAAAGGGUCUAAAACUCAGCAUUUACAAGGACGAUAUUUCCGUGAAUAUAAUGUUUUUCGACAUAAAGAAGUUACUACUCAAAUUUUCACCGCAAGCCAUUUAGUUUAUGUUUUGGCUAUUUUUAUAAGGACGAGAGGGAUUAUGUUAUAAUUUGGUUGUGGAAGUCUCACUCUUUGCUAACUUAAAAACCUUGUGGAUAGUAGCAGUUACUAUUUCCCUGUCGUCCUAUUUACAGGAAAAUAUGUAUAUGGUGAAAGGCCACAGUGUUUCCUUUCGUUGCUGUAAUGAUGUAGAAAAGAUUUCCAUGUGGAUUUUUUUUUUUGAGAGUCUAAAAAAAUAUAUGCUAUAAACAUUUGCUGCAGUACAAUUCUUUAAGUGGACUGGGGUCACCGUAUUUUGUUUUCGAGAUCCAUAAAUUAAUACAACCAAAUUGAUGCGGCGCUGACCAAGGCCGCCGGGUCUGACGUCGUGGGUGUGUGAACAGGUGCUGUCACCAUCUUGAAAUCCUUAAUAAUUUGUGAAUAAGGGGCCUGCAUUUGCAUUUUGCGCUGGGCCUCGAACGUUAUGUAGCCGGUCCUCAUAACGGAACUCAGGAACACGGUACCUCUCUUCCUGGUGGAUGCCAAUGAAGAAACCUGCGUCCGGUGUCAAACGUGGCUGGCCGUGUCAUUCAAGGAGGAAUCUAGACGGAUUAAGAGGAGAGCGGGCGUGGGUGGAGAUUUUCUUUCCAGCUUGAAAAAAACAAAAAAUGACUUCAAAAACUGACUGCAAAUAUUGACGAUGAUUUCAGCUGGAGAAGAGGGAACGGCCUGAUGACGAACGGGCGGUUCAUCACGGUACUGAGAUGUUGACCCUGAACUUGCCAAGGAACUGAACCGGCACCGUCCAGCGAGCGUGGGAUUCGGCUUCGGCUCCAGGCACGUAUGCGGUGCCUGAAGAGACACGCACGUACGCUCGCCUACGUGUGCUUUUGGUGUUGGGAAGUUGAUGAUCUGGUCUACCUGUGUGAAAUGUUAAGCAGGAAGCGGGAGGAUGUCUUUGAAAUAGUGCUUCUCAGCAAGGGGGCGAUUUGGCAAUGUCUGGAGUCAGUUUUGGCUACCCCAGCUUGGGAGAGGGCGCUGCUGGCAUCUGGUGGGUAGAGACCAGGGAUGUCGCUCGGCUUCCCACAGUGCACAGCGCAGCCCCCCACAGCCAAGAACGAUCCGGGCAAACCAUUCAAUGCCUGAUCUCUCGAAAAGAAAAGGGGACGCUUCACCGCGAAAGCUUCACUGCCGUGGCUCCUUCAGUUUAAACAACAUCUACGAAACCGUUAUGAAAAUCUGGAAUCUGGAAGGCGGUCUGGAUGCGAUCUGCUUAGCCCUCGGCCCGGACUGUUCUCUCCCUUGCUGUUGCUUUCUGGUUCAAAAUAAAAUCAUUUCUGUGGUUCCGAG